Babesia bovis T2Bo is the source of this 1748-nucleotide messenger RNA. RefSeq lists its product as uncharacterized. NCBI's taxonomy places the organism in Eukaryota, Apicomplexa, Aconoidasida, Piroplasmida, Babesiidae. Bases 61 to 1698 code for a protein of 545 amino acids. The record is from RefSeq and is a predicted model, not a curated record. The transcript has a single exon.
GUCGUAUCACUAGGGUAUAUAAAAUUUACGGAAAUUGGAAAUAGUAAGAUAUAUGUCAUAAUGGAUCCUGCUUCAGCCUCAUCAAUAUCGCCUCCAGGCCAUUCAUAUAAAGCAUUAGACAUCAAAGCAAGUGAUAUAGCAGGCGAUUUGUACGCUACUACGUAUGAUAAGCCGGGGGCACAGUUGAGGUAUAACGGGACGGAGGGCCUUAUGGAUACCUAUUACGAUGACAUUGUGAACCCCGUGUAUAACUUUGACUCUCCUUAUUUGAUGCAAAAUGGGACACUGCGACAUGAAACUGAACAACGGGUAUUGCCUGUUCUUGAGCAGAUCCCCUACAGGGAUGGUGUAGUGCCCUUCUUGGGAAAUGUACAGAAGGCACAUCAGGGAAACUAUGGUUCCAGGGAUAUGAACUACAUGCUCGGUUAUGACUAUAAUGCUUAUCAUAUGAACAAUGGAUACAAUAACCUUGGAUCUCCAGGAAUGCAACAAUUCGCUCACGUACCUAAAAUGGCUAUGUACCCACCACAUGAAAACAGGACUCCCUUGAUGAGUUGCGACAUGAACGCGUCAUCUCACAAAGUGCCGGAAGUUAGUCAGGACGCUACUCCCAAAACAGAGGAAAGGUCAGAAAGUAACCACUCAACUGCACCAUCUGUUAUAAGUGAAAGUUCUCCUCAGUUCCACGGAAUGUCAGGUCCGUGUAGUAAUGAUUAUCGACCGAAUAUUGCAAAUACCCCGACAUACAUGCCUGUUAACAAUACAAUAUUACCGGUAUCGAUGACUCCUGUACACAAUUUCAAUGAGGAAUAUAUGAUGUACAAUGUUCGUCAUGAAGAGGGUGAUGACUGUUACAACAGGACUUAUAUGGAGAACAGCCCUAUAAACGCAUCUAAACCGGUAGUUAGUUGGUACAACACGAUGAAGGAGAACUUUUACGACCCACGGAUGCAAAACCAUAGGCAGGAGCUUACGGCUGUGGUUACUCCUCGCCGUGUAUCGGUUAUGCAUCAGACGUAUAAUCCUCAUCAGAAUCCAUACCCUGGGAACAUGUUAUAUUGCACUAACAACUGGGAGCCAAAAGCCUACAUGUACGACCAUGAAGUUCGGGGUACCUUCCCUACGAUAUCCAAGUCACCGGCAUGCUAUGACAAUGGUACAGAAUACACGCCUAAUAAAUCUGAUUCCUAUACAGAAUCUGGUUCUACCAUUAAUGAGCUUCGAACGCAGCCAUCUAAAGAAAAUUACAACAUGACUCAGAUAGGUUCCAAUUACGAAAAUGCUGUUGAGCAGAGCCCAAUAUCGGAUUACUUUCGCAAACAGGGCAAUAACCAUUCUGAGUUACCUAAUGGGAGGCCUAUAUCAGAUGAAUACGGUAAAGAAUUACUGGAUAGUCGUGGUUGCGUGGGUGAGAAUAUGGGUACUGAUCUAUGUAUGGAAAGUUUGAAGAGUUUAAACAGGAACAAUAUAGACUUCCUACGUAUGAGUGAGUCGGUUUGGCAGGCUCUGCGGAGUACGGGCAUGUUCAAGUUAGGCAACAAAGGUCGUGCCAUUCUGAAAUCGAAGAUAUCAAAACAAUUGAAGAUGAACCCCCAUUUAAGGAUGAGAGCUUUAGGGAUAUCAGGAGUUCGCCGUGCUACAACACGUCAAUUGUUUCAGCUAGCUCAGAUAUGUGGCAUCAAAUCACAUCUUAAGUAACAUCAAGAAUAUUGGAUGACAUUUAAAAAUCGGAAUCCCAUCACAAGGGG